UUUUUUGUUUUUUUUUGCUUUCCGCAGUGUGAUUUUAGCUUGACGAGGCGGGACUUUUGGUUUGCCUUUACUUGAAUCUAGUGCCAAUUGAAUUUGUAGGUACUGAAUAUUUCGUUGCUUUUAUGAGAACCUUUUUUUUUUUUGUUUUUUUGGCUCUCUGGUUCCCCUUGUCGGUGGUCUUCGAACUGCAGGAUAGGGAUCCCGCGAUUCUGAGAUUGCUGGAUUUUGAGCAGAUAUUUGCUCAAGAAUCGGGAUCUUGUGCGAACUUGGUCAUUUCUAAUGGGAAAACGAGAUUCUGGAACAAACUUUAGUCAACGAACAGGUGAAUCAAAUCAGAUGGCUCCUCCAUCCAAGAAAAGGGUCCACUCAUCUGUUAAGAAGGAAUCUUCCAAGAAAAAGAAAUCAAUUAAGGACAUAGUGCCGACUGAAAAUCAGGGGCAGGAAUCGACAGACCAAGUAUCUAAGAAGCAGGCAUCAACAUCUGCAGAUGCCCCAACUCGAAAACUGUUUGAUCAUCGCUUUGUCAAACAAGAUUCCUUUUUCUCCAGAGCAAGUAAACUUAAGCUUGAAACUGUUAGUAGUAUAGCCCACACUUUUGUAGAGCCAGAUACACUCGACGAAGCAUUUGCUAUCCCUCCAGAAGAUACAUCUAAGUUUCGAAUUAUGAGAAUGGAUUACACUGUUACACCUUUACUAUUUCGUUGUCCAGCUCGGUCUUCAUCUGAGUGGAGAAGUUGGGUUCAAAGCGAAUUGGAAAAUCAGGGGGUAAGAGACCAAUUAGAUCGUGCAGGAAUCUUUUCAGCAUUGGUGUCUUCUACACAAAUUGGAAUAUUCAGAGAUAUCCGCGGCUUAAGACACAUAGUUCGCAGGUGGAAUAAGACUACUCAUACAUUUGUAUGUGCAUGGGGUGAGUUUACUCCCACACUAGAUGACGUCUAUAUGCUUUUAAGGCUGCCAAUUAUGGGGGAUGAAUCGCCAUUUUCAAUAGAACUUUCGGAGGAAGAGGCAAAGGUUGAGUCUCUCCUUGUAGAAGGUAUGUCGCUUUGUAGGCAGGUAAACAAACGACAAUCAUCUCGUCCUAGCUUUGCCUGCUGGAUUCGAUAUUUUUGGGGAACAAGGGAAAAAGAAAAAUUCUACCCUGGUGGUGGAUAUGACAAAGGUUGUCGCUUGGAGGCCUUAAUAUGUUUGUGGUUAAGCAAAUUUGUAUUCCCUGAGCUAUCAGGAGAUGUCAUCCAACGCCGUUUGUUUCGUUUGGCAAUAAAAAUAGCUCAGGCUGUGCGCUUCCCGCUGGCUCCCAUCUUUCUAGGCACUUUUUACAAACAUCUUGAUAUGAUCGUGGAAGAUGAAGUUCUUGCAGCAGGUAGAUAUGUGAUAGAUUCUGAGCUAGCCAUCAACUUUCUACAAGUGUUUUUGUGGGAACGGAUAAGGAAAUACGCAGGGCAACCAGCUUCCAGCAAAUCCGUCGCAUUUGAAUUGGGUAUGAAUUCGGAAUUGCCUUUAUGGAGCAGGUGGUUUCACAUGAAACAAACGCAACCUUCCAUUUGUUUUUUCCUAGAUGACAUUGAUAAUUUCAUAUUUCGGCCCUAUGUUGGGCUGGCCACUGCUUUUGCUUCAAGCCUUUUCCAUAAUGUAAGUUCUUCAGCUUCAGAUAUAGUUGAAGUCCCGAUAUUUGAUUCUGAUAAUGGAACUUGGUCGGACUUGGAAUAUGUUGUCAGCAUUCGGCCUGGUCUUUUACCAGCAUGGGUUGGUAAUGAUGUGUUUGGUGUCAACUACUGGCCCCACAGAGUACUAAGGCAAUUUGGAAUAGAUCAGGGGGUCCCCAGGUCAUAUUCAUUCACGGAGGGUGAUCUUCAUGAUUCCCCAUCAUUUGGUCUGCCUCGAUUCAUUUGUUCUUCGUUGAAGAGCCUUCCUUCAUUAAAGUCUUUGAAGAUUCAAAUGGCUGGCAGUGAGCGUGAAGGACUGUACACUCCGAAAUUUGUGGCAUAUUGGAAGAAAAUGAUUAAUGAUUUCACCCAAUUCAUUAAGAGUCCACCCUUGAUUUGCAGGGCCCUUCCCCCAAACUCGGUGCCUAAAAGAUUGAAGUUGGAUACUAGAGAGGUACUUUCAUUCUGCUCCAAAAUCGGCAUGCCUUUUACAAUAAUUGACGGGACACAACGAGAGAUCAUUGCAACUUCAAAGCAUGGGAAGGAGGCAGUCGACCAGGAAGAGAAUCCUUCUUCUGUUGAGCCAUUGUUUGAAAACUCUCCAAUAGAAGAAGACAAUGACCCUUUUCCGGAUCAACAAACUCUUAGCAAUAUCCCAGUUAAGAAAAGAACCCUUCUCAAGCCAACCACCAAAACUCCUAAGCGUAGGAGUACUAGAAUUAAAGAUAAGAGACUACCGACUAAAAUUGCAGUGACUGACGAAGAAGUUGUCAUAAAUGAUGAGAACAUUCCUGAGGGAUCCAAAACUGAAGUGAGGGACAAUGCUUUAGGCGAGUCAGAAGAUGAUGUUUCAGACAAGCCGCAGUCUGAGGAGGAAGACGAUAAGCUAAGAUUUGAAGAUGAUGACAAUGAGUUAGAAUCUGAACAGAGAACAAGUGGGUCCAGAGAUCAAAAGGGCAGCCCUCGUACUUCCCAAGAUGAUGGGAGAAGUGGUCUUGAAAAUGAAAGUAAAUCUACAAAGGACAACCAACAGGACACAAAUAACAAGCUUCCAAUUAGUAAUGUCGCUCCUGAGCUAGUGAUGGUCCCUCGAGUCGAUGAAAGUCAAGUUUUGCCAUUCAAAACUCCCUCGCCUAUAGCUAAAAGACCGAGGGAACUUCUUUCUGGUGAUGAUGAAGAUAUCAAGAACGCCAAACGUCUUGAUAGUGAGGUUGCGCUUGCACUUUUAGGUGACAGCAAUGAAGUUGCUUCAGAAACUGCCAAGGCAACUACUCUGGAGUCCGCCCCAGCGGAGAUUUGCUGGCACAGUAAGCUGAACCAAUUUUUGGGAGCCUUUUAUGGAAAUGCGGUGGCACCUCAUUCGGUAGAAGAGUUCGUCAAACUCAGCGGGCAGACAAAGAUCCUCAAUGGCAUUGCCAUUCCGGAGGAAUCAUUCCAAUGCAUGAAUGAAGCUAUACAGAAGCACGGAGACUUUGCCACGGAUUGCUGGGCCUCAAAACCCGUUAGGGACAUCAUGUUCUCUCGUCUAAGCUUGGUGUUCUUCAGCCUCAUGCGAGUUCCUCUUAGCGAGUUGUCAGAGGACAUGCUGUUGGCCAUGAGGGAUGUGGUAAGGGAGGCGAUAGCAGUCGGUUUUGGGGUCGAGUUUUUACUCGACCACUUGAGGAAACUCGCCUCCGCAUUGUUUGGGAGACAGAUUUACUUUGACAAGCUUACUGCCAUUGAUUCUCAGAUAGAGAAUGCAGAGAAAGAGUUGGACGAAGCAAAAGCCAAGCUAGAGGAGUUGAGGCAGUCACGUUCAAAGGUUGUGUCGCGGGCUAGUGUUUCCACUGGCACUGAGGCAGAUUGUAUUCACCAAGCUUUAGUUUUCUGUUCUAGUCUUGUAUAUGAUCUUUGA
This is a messenger RNA of Morus notabilis, 3537 nucleotides long. RefSeq lists its product as uncharacterized. The record is from RefSeq and is a predicted model, not a curated record. Bases 280 to 3537 code for a protein of 1085 amino acids. NCBI's taxonomy places the organism in Eukaryota, Viridiplantae, Streptophyta, Magnoliopsida, Rosales, Moraceae. Gene Ontology annotation, biological process: meristem development; meristem maintenance. The transcript is spliced from 4 exons.